Molecule: messenger RNA, 309 nt
Organism: Penicillium odoratum
Lineage: Eukaryota; Fungi; Ascomycota; Eurotiomycetes; Eurotiales; Aspergillaceae
Product: LSM domain-containing protein
Exons: 2
Coding region: 1-309 (102 amino acids)
Cellular component (GO): NatC complex
Source: RefSeq, a predicted model, not a curated record
AUGGCUAUGACUGCUGACCAAGCUGUCCAAUAUCUGGAAGGAUUGAUCGGUCGGCAGCUACGAGUCUACGCGACGGACAGCCGUAUAUUUGUUGGCAUCUUCAAGUGUACUGAUGCGGACCGAAACAUUAUUCUUGCCAACUCUUUCGAAUAUCGUCUUCCCUCCCCUUCUGCCGUACAAGCAGCCGCCGACUCGUGGGAGAAGGACUCCGGAGCCCAAAGCGCCACACUGAAAGUCAACAUGACCCACCGACUUAUUGGACUCAUUGUGGUGCCAGGUCGUCACAUUACGAAGAUCGAGCUGGAAUAG